AUGGAGCUGAUUUAUUAUUCCAUAAAACCAGAAUGGUUUGGAAAAAGUGUACCACCAAAAAAUCGGUCCAAAAGAAGAUGUAAUAAUAACAAUAUCAUCAAGAAAGCAGGUUAUCAUAAUUCCAAAUAUAGAUUUUGUACCAUAAAUAACUAUAUAGGACCAGUACCAGGACAUAUAAAAUCUACUCCAUUUUCAGUAACAUUGAUUUGCGGUAAUUGUAUUAUGUUUGCGAGAAAAUCAGUCACUGUUGACGUAAGAUUUUUUUCUGCCUUUGCUGUGGAGAUAAAACCAAAAAAAAGAUAG
Messenger RNA from Entrophospora sp. SA101, 303 nucleotides. NCBI's taxonomy places the organism in Eukaryota, Fungi, Glomeromycota, Glomeromycetes, Entrophosporales, Entrophosporaceae. The record is from the annotation of a GenBank genome assembly.